AUGAGGAAGAAGGCCUUUUGUACUGAGAUCUUAUUAACUUGCAUAGUCGUCCCUCGACAUUCGAACUUCGUAGUUACUUUCACGUGACAGGGCGAAGAAAGCAUCCUCCUCACAUAAGGAGGCUUCAUAGAGCAUUUUUAGAAAAGAAACAGCUUUUAUAGCCGCUUUCAGGUGAGAAACCUUGACAAUUCAAUCAGCCUUUGCUGCCCGAAGUGCGAGAUUUUCCGAUUUUGGGACAUUUGGAGGCCCAUCCACAGGUUAUAAGCACGCCCUUUGUAGGGUGAAGAAUGUAUAGGCAACACAAUACUCAAAGCUGUAAUGGGCGUUUACGCGUAUGCAUUGAUUGUUUACGUUUCGAUGUAGACAAUGCGUAUACGAUGCCUAUACAAUGUGAACACUACGUAUGCAAUGUAUACAGGGUGUUAUAAAAAUAGACGGAGGUAUUUUAGAGGGUGAUUCCUUGUUAAAAAAUAUGGAAAACGUUUUUAAAAACAUGGAUCCGGAAAUGCAGAGUUUUCAAGAUACAGGGUGAUAAAUUGAAAAAAGAAUAUCCUAAAAAAUAUCUACUGGAUUCUGAAGAAAUUUGCCAAUAUUAUUUGUUGUAUCAAUAGGCUAAUUUAGCUCUAAAUAGAUAAAAAUUAUUAGGUCAAGUGCCUUGGAAAACAAAACAUCAUGUUUGGAUGGAGGUUUGAUAUUUGCGUGCUAGUUCUUCUAGAAAAGAAUUAUUCACGUAAUUUUCUCUGCGAAAUUUCUCUAAAAAGUUUUUGUCUCUGUUUUUGUGAUGGAAAAUUACACUUUUGAGGAAAUGGAAGACGUGCAUGUAAUGUAUGCACGUGCUUAUAGUAACUGUUAUGCAGCGAGGCGCCUGUAUGCAGAAACGUUUCUCCAUCGGCAUUUUACAGACAGUAAAACAUUUGAAAGCGUAGACCUUAGAUUACGGAAAGAGGAAAAAUUUCUUAUUUCUUUUUUCGUGAUGUUUUUGACAAUCACGUUAUUUAGGAUGUCUUGCCAUUCCCACCAAUAGUAGAUGCCGGUCGUAAGAACUCGUAAGUUUGACGAGGCAGUUUUACGUAUCGUGGAACAAAAUCCUGGUAUCAGUACCAGGACUAUAGGAACUAGACUAGGGGGUAAUCAUUCCAACAGCACUGUGUGGCAGGCUCUCUCCGAGCAACUUUUCUAUCCCUAUCAUGUCCAACGUGUGAAAGCAUUAUUACCUAGAGAUUUUCUACCUCGUUUACAGUUUUGCCCAUGGUUUUACCAUAAGGUUAAUAAUAAUAGUAAUUUUAAUAAAACCAUACUUUUUACGGACGAAGCAGGAUUUCCGUGGGAUGGUAUUGUUAAUUACCAUAACACUCAUGCAUGAAGUGAUGAAAAUCCUCAUGCUUAGGUACAAUGUCGCUACCAGGAACAAUUUUCUUCAAAUGUGUGGAUGGGUAUUGUUGGUGACAAUUUAAUUGGUCCUUUAUUUUUAUCCUUAAGACUAAAUGGCGAAUCUUACUUAGAGUUUCUCCAACAAGGAUUGCCUGUACAGCUAGAAGAAGUUCCUCUAAAAGUACGUAACUAAAUAACUUUUAUGUAUGAUGGAGUUCCUCCUCAUUUUAGUAUACCUGUCAGAACUCAUCUGAAUAACACCUUUGCCGAAAAUUGGGUUGGAAGAGGUGGACCAAUUCACUGGCCAGCUCGCUCUCCUAACUUAAAUCCAAUAGACUUUUAUUUACGGGGACACCUUGAAAAGAUGGUUUACGCUACUCCCAUAGAAACAUUGGAAGAAUUAAGGAAUAAAAUUGUAAGUGCUUGCGAAGAAAUAAGAAAUAGACCUAGAAUUUUAGCUCGAGUUCGUCCUUGAAUGAUUCGUCGGUACACGGAAAUGGAUGGUAGUCAUUUCCAACAUUUGUUCUAGUGUACUUUAUGGUCAAAGUUGCAAUAACACUGUUUCCUAGAUUUUUUUUCGAUUUUUUGUUUUCCAAUGCACUUGCGAUUCUUUUAGCAAAAAUUAAUAAACCAAUUUUGUCCAGUGACAGGCAAUAAAACGGCUUUUAUUUUUUUCUCGAAAACGAGCUGAGAUACGAAAAAAUACAAGAGGUAAAGAAGUUGUAUUUUUAGAUGCUUAAUCAAACAACAAAUAAUAAAGUUACAAAAAUGGCAGUAGCGUAUAUUUGUUUCACAAUAAUAGUGGCUAAGGUGGCCCCCCGGAUGGUACUGGACCUAAUAAUUUUAAUCUAUUUAGGGCCAAAUUAGCCUCUUAAUGCAACAAAUAAUAUUGCUAAAUUUCAACAGAAUCGAGCAAAUAAUUUUUAAGAUAUUAAUAGAAAAUUUUUUUAAAUUAAUCACAUCCUGAAAACUCUACAGUUCCGGACUUAUGUUUACAGAAACAUUUUUUUAUACUUUUUAACAAUCACUCUCUAAAAUAUCUCCGCCUAUUUUUCGAACACCCUGUGUAUUGAUGAAGUCAAUGCAAUAAGUGAGGUUCGGUUUAUUUGCAAGCGUCAAAGCAUCAGUAUACUGACAAUAAUUAUAAAAGUAAUGUGGUUAUGCGGGUAGGGCUUAUUUUGUGCAAAAAUACCCUGUCGAGUGCCGUAUCUGAGAAAAAAGCCGCCUAUCUUGUUAUCACGGCAAGUAAUUUUAAGUACUUGAUACCUAUAUAACAACAUCCUUAUUGCAAAGAAAUGGCCGUUAAUCCGGUUUUUGUUAAUGUUGAUCUAAACUUUCGCCAUUCAUUUGAAAACGUUUUGGUUAGACUCAAUUGUUUCGGCUGGCUGGACGGCACACGGUCACCGGACCACCAGACCGGCUCUGAUGCGGACUUGAUUAGCGACUCGAUUUUCCUCCUGUUCUCUCAUUUCUUUCUCAGGAGGGGUAAACGGCGAUGCAACAUAUACAGGGCAAUAUAAAAUAUUUGUCAUUGGGAAUAAUAAAAAUGUCGUCAAGUAGAUUUGCUCUAUACAUCGUAGGACUUCGUUGGAAAGGGAUCAGUCAAGUCGUUUCAAAAGGCAGAAUGGAAUCAUGACUAGGUCUCCCAUCAAGCCCCGGACAGAAUAUAGCAAAGUAAAAGUAAUACUGUAUAAGAACUCCAGAAGAUUAAGACCGAAUUUCAUUUUUAUCUCCAUUACGGUGAUUAGAAAUAAUGCUUUUCGAGGGAAACCCAGCCUGUAGCAUCCCAAACAGGAACAGCACCACGGUACACA
Acanthoscelides obtectus is the source of this 3185-nucleotide messenger RNA. The record is from the annotation of a GenBank genome assembly. Lineage: Eukaryota; Metazoa; Arthropoda; Insecta; Coleoptera; Chrysomelidae.